Molecule: messenger RNA, 1776 nt
Organism: Eutrema salsugineum
Lineage: Eukaryota; Viridiplantae; Streptophyta; Magnoliopsida; Brassicales; Brassicaceae
Product: probable methyltransferase PMT19
Exons: 6
Coding region: 1-1776 (591 amino acids)
Cellular component (GO): cytoplasm; endosome; trans-Golgi network
Molecular function (GO): methyltransferase activity
Source: RefSeq, a predicted model, not a curated record
AUGAAUCCAUCACAACAAAACGUACCAAAGCCCUGUCCUAAGCAUCUAAUCUUCUUCUUCACUCCAGUCUUAUUCUUCUCAAUCUAUUACAUCCUCACUACUAUCAAAACCAUCACCAUCUCCUCUUCCCAAUAUCCUCACCAUCCUCCACAGCUUCAAGAACCUUCCAUGUCCCAUUACUCCUCUCUUCCAGAAUCUUCAGAAAACCAAUCAUCAACAUACUUUCCACUCUGUCCCAAGAACUUCACCAAUUACUUGCCCUGCCACGAUCCUUCAACGGCAAGGAAGUACAGCAUUGAGAGACACUAUCGGAGAGAGAGGCACUGUCCUGACUCAGCCCACGAGAAGCUCAGGUGUUUGGUCCCAAAGCCCUCUGGCUACAAAACGCCUUUUCCUUGGCCUAUUAGUAGAAGCUAUGCUUGGUUCAAGAACGUUCCGUUCAAGAAGCUGGCUGAGUUUAAAAAGACUCAGAACUGGAUUAGGCUUGAAGGAGAGCGCUUUGCUUUCCCGGGAGGCGGAACUUCUUUUCCCAGUGGCGUGAAGGACUACGUUGAUGUGAUUCUUGAUGUUUUGCCAUUGACUUCUGGGAGUAUCAGGACUGUUCUUGAUGUUGGAUGUGGAGUAGCGAGCUUUGGAGCCUUUCUGUUGAACUAUAACAUCUUAACAAUGUCCGUUGCACCGAGAGAUAUACACGAGGCUCAAGUUCAGUUUGCCUUAGAACGUGGACUCCCUGCUAUGCUCGGUGUCCUGAGCACUUAUAAGCUGCCUUACCCAUCGAGAUCUUUCGACAUGGUCCACUGUUCUAGAUGCCUUGUCAAUUGGACUGCCUAUGAUGGGCUUUACUUAAUGGAGGUGGAUCGUGUUCUACGUCCUGAUGGAUACUGGGUGUUUUCUGGACCACCUGUAACAUCAAUGGUUAAAUCCAAGAACCAGAAGAGCGUCAUCAAGGAUUUGCAGAAGCAGAUGGAGAAACUAAAUGAUGUUUUCAUAAGACUUUGUUGGGAAAAGAUUGCUGAAAGAUACCCAGUUGUCAUAUGGAGAAAACCUUCUAAUCAUUUGCAGUGUAGACAAAGACUAAAAGAAGCUCUUACUUUUCCUGGAUUCUGCUCUUCUAGUGAUCCUGACGCUGCGUGGUACAGAGAGAUGGCGCCCUGCAUCACUCCACUUCUAGAUGUCAAUGACACACACAACAAAACCGUUCUCAGAAACUGGCCUGAGAGACUAAAUAACGCGCCUCAGCGAAUCAAAACCGGAUCAAUACACGGAGUGAACGUUUCCAGCUUCAAAGCUGACACUAUCCUGUGGCAGAGAACAGUUGUCUACUAUGACACUAAGUUGAAGUUUCUGAGAAAUGGAAAAUACAGAAACGUUAUGGAUAUGAAUGCUGGUUUAGGUAGUUUCGCUGCAGCAUUGAUCAAAUAUCCAAUGUGGGUUAUGAAUGUGGUUCCGUUUGAUCUCAAACCAAACACACUCGGUGUUGUGUUCGAUCGUGGCCUCAUUGGAACUUACAUGAACUGGUGUGAAGCUUUCUCUACAUAUCCUAGAACCUAUGAUCUGAUUCAUGCCAAUGGUGCAUUUAGCUUGUAUUUGGACAAAUGUGACAUUGUUGAUAUACUCUUGGAGAUGCAGAGGAUUCUUAGACCAGAGGGGGCGGUUAUAAUAAAAGACCGUUUUGAUGUUCUUAUCAAAGUGAAGGCUAUAACCAAUCAAAUGAGAUGGAAUGGGACGAUUUAUGAUCAUGGAACAAUACUAAUUGUAGAUAAUUCAGUUAAAUAA